ACGUCACAUAAUUGUAAAUAAAACAAUUUUGUUUAUGUUUGCACACUAAGAAAUCAAAGUAAUUCAAACAAUUUUGUUUAAAUUGAUUGGAUUUAAUCAAUUGGAUAAAUAAGGUCUGCAAAAUGCCUAUGCUGUGCCGCACCUGCGGCCAGGGGGCAGAGUAUUCAAGGGACCUGUUUGACCAGGAAUCCACAGACAUUCUGGGCAACAUACUAAAACUGACGGGGAUUCUGUUAACUAACGAGAAUGGCGUGCCCACGCGUAUCUGUGUGUCCUGCCUGCUGGACCUUAAGGAAGCCAUUGCCUUUCGGGAGCGCUGCAUCACGACAAACAACUUGUGGUUCGAGGAGCAGAACGAUCUUGAGGAAUUAGACGCUGCGAACAUGGAGGCGGAGCUGGAAAUACCACAGGACAUCAACGAAGAGGACGGCAUAACUUCUGAUACAACAGAUGAGGUGAUAUAUCCCUUAGGUACACAGGACGCCAUUCCUGCGGAGGAGGACUUGGAUCCCUUGAUGAGUAAAGAAACUAUCAAGGUAGAGAACGAAUCCCUACAUUCAGACGCUGAGCCCUGCGGAAAUGAUACCCAGGAACUCGAAGAAACUCCACCACCACCGGCAACUCGUAAAAAGCGAGGCAGACCACCCAAAAUGCAUAAAAAAAAAGAUACACCUGAAAUGAAAGCGGCUAGGAGUAAGAGGAGAAGGAUUAGGGCAAUGGCGAAGGGUCUGUACUUUUGUGACCAGUGCGGGAAAUCCUUCAACGACAGUAGCAACUUUAAUACCCACCUGACCCGACACACGGGUGUGAAGAAGUUCGAGUGCGAGGAGUGCGGCCGCAAGGAGUUCACGCAGCACCUUCUCAAUCUACACGUGCGGAUCAAGCACCGCGGCGAACUCCCGUAUGUGUGCAAGUACUGUGGCCAGCGGUUCGGCAACUGCAACUAUAGGUUGAAGCAUGAGCGUGAUCAUAAUCCAGGACCCCGGAAAUACAAGUGUCCUAUCUGCGAUAAGGGAUUUAAGGACAGUAAAACUCUAAAAGAUCACGGCCUGGUCCACUCUGGUGAACACCCAUUCCACUGCAAGCUUUGCCAGACGCACUUUGGUAAGAAAACAAGCCUGAAAACUCAUCUGCGUUCGAUAGGGCAUAGGAAAAGGGCCGAGGAGCAACAGAAAAAUCCUGAGGACGAAGAUUUGUAUACAAUGCCUAAACCCUCUAGCACUCGUGGCCCUGGAAACCAUUCCGUAUAUCACACAAAAAUAGUUUAGGUUGUAUAGUUACGUUACUCUAAAAAGCCUAAUAUUAAAUUAUCAAUUGCUAACGUUAAAAA
Messenger RNA from Drosophila kikkawai, 1330 nucleotides. Its product is annotated as transcription factor Ouib-like. Gene Ontology annotation, molecular function: zinc ion binding. Gene Ontology annotation, cellular component: nucleus. The record is from RefSeq and is a predicted model, not a curated record. Lineage: Eukaryota; Metazoa; Arthropoda; Insecta; Diptera; Drosophilidae.